Messenger RNA from Phoenix dactylifera (date palm), 1268 nucleotides. Its product is annotated as vesicle-associated protein 1-3-like. Gene Ontology annotation, cellular component: plasma membrane; endoplasmic reticulum membrane. The record is from RefSeq and is a predicted model, not a curated record. Gene Ontology annotation, biological process: endoplasmic reticulum membrane organization. NCBI's taxonomy places the organism in Eukaryota, Viridiplantae, Streptophyta, Magnoliopsida, Arecales, Arecaceae.
CUAAGAAGAGAGAUCACCAGUCCCAACGCCCCGACCUGUCUCUCCUCACUCUUCCUCCUUGCCGAGGUCUCUUCGAGCCCUCCAUUUGAGCUCCACUGAAUCGAAGAAGAGGGAAGAAGAGAACGAGAGUUUAGAUCGAAUUCGAAUGCCAGCGCAAAGAAGAGGAAAAGAAAUCGUUUUCCCUUUUACAAAUCUUUCCUUUUCCUUCCUCGAUCACAUCAAUCUUUGGUUUCUUCUUUUCUGAGAGGAUUAAGGGGGAGAAGUACCUUCUUGCUUUCUUCUUCGAGCGAGAUCUCAGGCCAUAAGAAUGAGUAUCGGAGAUUUUCUCGAUAUCCAGCCGGCAGAGCUAAAAUUUCCUUUUGAAUUGAAGAAGCAGAGCUCAUGUUCCAUGCAACUGACCAACAAGACCGAUCAGUAUGUUGCCUUCAAGGUUAAAACAACCAACCCAAAGAAAUAUUGUGUUCGCCCCAAUGUGGGAAUUGUUCUACCUGGAUCAACAUGUGUUGUCACUGUAACAAUGCAAGCUCAGAAUGAGGUUCCACCUGACAUGCAAUGCAAAGACAAAUUCCUCAUCCAGAGUGUCAUUGUGGACCAUGGUGCCACGGCCAAGGAUAUGACCCCUGAAAUGUUUAAUAAAGAACCUGGUAACGUUGUUGAGGAGUUCAAGCUGCGGGUUGUUUACAUUCCUGCCAAUCCUCCCUCACCUGUCCCUGAAGAAUCAGAAGAAGGAUCUUCCCAAAAAUCUUCUACAUUAGAAAAUGAGGCUCAAAACUUAUCGUUGUUUGAUUCUGUAUCAGAAUCUCAUGAAGAACCAUCCAAGAAGAAGUCCUCAGAGGCACUGGCCCUGAUUUCCAAGUUAACUGAGGAGAAAAUUUCUGUUAUUCAACAAAAUCAGAAGCUCCGACAAGAGCUGGAAUUUCUAAGGAAAGAAAAGAGCAAGCAUAACAGUGGUUUCUCGGUCACGUUUGUGGUGCUCGUGGGUCUCCUUGGUGCCCUUGUUGGGUAUAUCAUGAAGAAGAAAUAGCAGAGGCUCGUACUUACAAGACUACAAUACAACAGAAGCACUGAAGUGUUUUCCAUGGUAUGCAUCUGUUCCCUUCUAUGCAGCGUGUUUUAUUCAAAUUUGUGGACUUGUUACUUUGUAAAAGAAUAGUUUUACAGUUACAGCUACUUUGAUUCAUUUCGUUUAGAUGAAAUUGGUGUGAUAAUUAAAAAGUAAAGACUCAACACAGAAAUUGGAGAUAUAUAUGUUUUGGUUUUCCCCCUUA